ACGAGUAUCUAAGUAGUCUGUGGUGCAGUGGUAUUUGUUGUGCGUGAGUGAUAGGUUGUGUUUCCUUUGUGGAAGUUUUUAUUACCCGAUGUAUGAAAUACAGUGUUUCCAAGAAAACAUAACACAAUUUUAAACUUAUGAUCAGGUCUUGUAUUUUGGUUAUUAUGUUAACUUGCAACAUAUACGAAUCAACCGGCAGUUGACACAGUGAAGAGAUGUACAUAAAUAAAAACAUUCCGCAUUAUUCCAAUAGCCUGUGAUAUUAAACAUUGUUUAGCAAAAAAUAUGACUGUGACAUAUACUGGCGAAGUAGCCACAUGCCGUGGCUUCGGGACUUUUCUAAAAGUUUUGUACAGAUGGCGUGGAAGCAUCUACAAAUUGGUAUGGCUGGACCUUCUUGUGUUUUUGCUAACAUAUUAUAUGUUAAGUUUAACUUAUCGUCUUUUACUAAAUGAAGACUCUAAGAGAGUCUUCGAGGGUAUAGUGAAUUAUUGUAGUUUUCAUGGAAAUGUGAUACCACUGUCAUUUGUUCUGGGCUUUUAUGUAACAGUAGUGAUGAACCGGUGGUGGGGUCAAUAUACUACUAUACCUUGGCCGGAUUCCAUUGCCGUUUUCGUAUCGGCAACUAUACAUGGUCAGGAUGAGCGAGGGCGGUUGAUGAGACGCACGAUCUUGCGAUACGUGUGUCUUUGUCUAACGAUGGUGCUAACAAUGAUUUCCCCUAGAGUUAAGAAAAGAUUUCCCACGCUUAAUAAUCUCGUAGACGCUGGAUUACUUCUCGACAAUGAGAAAAGCAUACUUGACAAUUUAAAUGAGAAGUUUCCAAAGCCUUCAAAACAUUGGUUACCCAUUGUAUGGGCUACAAGUAUAGUGACGAGAGCUCGUAAAGAGGGCCGAAUAAGAGAUGACUUUGCAGUAAAAACUAUCAUAGACGAACUAAACAAGUUCAGGGGUCAGGCGGGGCUGCUACUCAGUUACGACACCAUUAGUAUUCCCCUGGUAUAUACUCAGGUAGUUACUAUAGCGGUGUACUCAUACUUUAUAACAUCCGCUUUAGGCAGUCAAUGGGUUGACAACAAAUUGGAUUCUCAUUCGAAAUCUAACAUUAGUAAUAUAGAUCUAUAUUUUCCUAUAUUCAAUACACUAGAAUUCUUCUUCUACAUGGGCUGGUUGAAAGUGGCGGAGUCAUUGAUAAAUCCUUUCGGAGAAGACGAUGACGACUUCGAAGUCAAUUGGUUGAUAGAUCGGAAUUUGCAGGUAUCAUACAUGAUAGUAGACGAUAUGCACCACGAGCAUCCCGAGUUGAUAAGAGAUCAGUAUUGGGAUGAAGUUCCAUCGGAAUUGCCGUACACGAUCGCUACUGAAAAAGAUAGGGAGGAGCAUCCUGAGCCUUCGACUGCGCGAGUGAACGUUCCAGUGAGGCAACGCAGCAUGGUGUUGUCAGCACCGUCCACAGUGAAAAUCGACGAGAUGGUUCCCUCCAACACCGUGAGUUACAAGUUCGCCCCGCCAGAGCAACUACAGAUGAACGAUGACGCCGUGUCUGGGAUACAUUUCAUAGUAUCGCGUGGAAGUAAGCGAGGCAAGAAGGAGGACCGCAACUCUAUGGGGUCCAGCAAUUCGAUGGCGUCGCUGCAGCAGACGCCAAUGACACGGAACAAUUCAGUCACUUCCAUGUUGAAACGGUUGUUCUCUAAAGAGGAGCAGCGACCUGGCACUACGCCCCCUACAGCCAACUCACAAACAGACGGCGGUUCUCGAUUCACAAUAUCAGCGAGUAACCCGACCCUCAAUAAGCCAGCCACGGCCGGCGGCAGCAUGAAGAUUGCCAAUGAGGUCAUCGAGGAAGUAGAUGAACAAACCACUAUUACUAGCAUGGGCAAGCGACCUGACAUCAGGCCAACUGCAAUGAGUUUAUUCACGAAUACCGCACCCAGUGAUCCAGUAGAUGUUCCAUUGAAGAAUUCAAAUAACAGCAGCAAUCAUAGAUUAUCAUCGUCGGCGCCAACGCAAUGGUCGCACACCAAAGAGGGCGACGACCUCAGCCCGGCGGUGCAGUCCCUCACAACGCAGCCGUCGUUCGCCAGCCUUACCUCGCACCGCCCGCGCCUCGACAGCGACGUGGGCGCCUCGCUUAGCGCCGCCGGCAGCCAAAUCAUCAUGGACGAGGUAGAUGGCGUUGAGGAGAACGACGAUUUCGAACGACUCCGCAGCAUCAGAGACCAGCGUCGUCGCGAGAAAUACCUUCAAAAACUCAUGGCUCGCUCCGUCAGCGCACAGCAGACCACAGGCAGUACAGAAUUAAUUGACAACGAUUUGUUAUUAGAAGAAUUAUUGAUGCAGUCUGGUGCAUUAAAGAAUAAUGAUAAACCAAGAGAAGAAUCUAAAGAAAACAAUACUUGACAUAGUAGUUUUAUUUUUCAAUGGGACUUAAAUUGAGUCAUUUCAGUAUUAGAACAAAAUGUGAUAUGUACUUUUUAAUAACUACUUAAACAAUGCAAGCUACAAUAAAAAAAUAAGCUGUAAUAUGCC
Molecule: messenger RNA, 2532 nt
Organism: Chilo suppressalis (striped riceborer)
Lineage: Eukaryota; Metazoa; Arthropoda; Insecta; Lepidoptera; Crambidae
Source: the annotation of a GenBank genome assembly